UGGCGGCCGAGAAGGAGGCUACGCAAUUUCUUUGAGAACAUUUCAUCACUGGAACCUCACUCUGAACGGUUUUCCACCUGACAUUCAGUAUAUAUUGUUUAGAAAGGUCCAGUUGAUAGUUUGCACCUAAUUUGGGAUGCAGUGUAAUCGCCGAUUGGGCGUGGAAAGUGACAAAAGUCAAAAGGUUCCUUAAUGCCGCCAUAAGUCCCAAGUGUGCAGUCAGCAAGUUUGUGGUACCAUCAUGGCUUCCAGUGAAAUAGCAGGCCAGGCUGUUCCAGCUCCCGUGAUUGGCCACGGAGACACAGGCGAGGAUCAGGGAAUUGAAGCAGUCAGUCAUCCAGAACUUGAAAGACAGAACUCCCAGAACUCCUCUGGAGGUUUUUCUUCCCCGGGGUCACCUGACCCUGUGCAUGAUUUGCCAAUGGAGUUGUUGCAGGCUGGCUGGCGUAAAUUCUGGAGUAAGCGGGAGAACCGUCCAUAUUACUUCAACAAACUUACCAACCAAUCACUCUGGGAGAUGCCUCCACUUCCUUCACAGCAAUUACCUGACCUGAGUGACCCUCUUGGGAUCAACAGCCCUGGUGGGGUAGGCGGAGGGGGCGUCGCUCCUGCUCCAGCUCCAGCUCCAGCUCCAGCUCCAGCUCCAGCUCCUAUCCCUGCCAACACUGACACCCGAAUGAGCCGCCCCAGCAUAGAAAUACCACCUGCUGCAGUUGGAGAGAAGAGGAGGGCGAGCUCCGACUUUGGGAUGGGAAGCCCGGCCAAGAGAGCAGCUUUCAACUAUAGUCCAUUCUGGAAUUUUGAUGUCCCCACAAAUGUCUUCUUUCAUGAACGCCCUCCAUCCAUCUCCCCACCCCCUUUGCCUGAGUUAGAGAUCCUCCGACAUCAAAAUGUUGUCAAGUUGCGGCGUGUCUAUCAGGAACUUUGUCAUGCCAGAGAAGGUAUUGAUGCACCAGUUGAAUCUUUCAACCGCUGGUUACUUGAGAGGAAAGUUGUUGACACAGGAAUUGAUUCAAUGUUGCCGUCCAAAUGUACGCCAGAGAUCUCCCAGUCAAUGUACCGAGAGAUCAUGAAUGAUAUUCCUGUGAAGUUGAUCAAACCCAAGUAUACUGGAGAUGCUCGCAAACAGUUGUUCAAGUAUGCGGAGGCUGCCAAGGUGAUGAUCGAGUCAAGAGGCACCAUAUCAGAAAGCCGGAAGAUCGUCAAGUGGAAUGUGGAAGACACGUUCGGCUGGUUGAGGAAACAGCAGAAUGCCUCCUAUGAGGAUUUCUUGGAACGCCUGGCUCACCUGAAGCGGCAGUGCCAGCCCCAUCUGACGGAAGCAGCCAAAAGUUCUGUGGAGGGCAUCUGUAGCAAGAUCUACAACAUGUCCUGUGAGUUUGUGAAGAAGAUACAUGAAAAGCACUGGGAGGUGCUGAAGGAGCAUAAUAUACAAGAAAAAGAUCCUUUCCCUGAACUGCCUGUCCCACGGAAGGUCCCCUGCUACUCUGUGCAAAUGGCAAUUCCAUCACCACGGAUACAGCCGAUUGAGCAUCAAACUGAAAAUGAGAUGACAUUUAUCCGAUAUAAAGGAGAAACUAUGAAUUUGAACAGCUCACAUUUUCACAAACUGGAGCAGCUGUACAAGUUGAACUGCCGGGAUGACAUACGGUUUGAUAACUUCCUGGGCCGUGUUUGGUGUUUGAUAAAGAGAUACCAGACAUGUUUCGGCCUGCAUUCUCAAGAGGGGGCUUGUCUCCAGGGGGCGCUGCCUGUGUCUGUGUUUGAGUGUUUGCAUCGCGUGUUUGGGGUCACAUUUGAGUGUUUUGCCUCACCUUUGAACUGUUAUUUUCGCCAGUAUUGCUCAGCAUUUUACGAUACGGAUGGCUAUUUUGGGUCAAGAGGCCCAGUGUUGAAUUUUUACCCACUGAGUGGUUCAUUUGAGGCGAAUCCACCGUUCAGUGAAGAACUGAUGGAAGCCAUGGUGGAUCAUUUUGAGAAUCUCCUGAUGGAAUCUCACGAGCCUCUGUCUUUCAUCAUUUUCAUCCCCGAAUGGAGAGACCCCCCAACAGAGGCCCUCAUGAGGCUAGAGUCUAGCAGAUUCAAGAGGCGUCAGAUUACAUUUCCUGCAUUUGAGCAUCAGUACAGAGAUGGAUUUCAGCAUGUUUGUCCAAAGCAAGAUAUGAACUACAAGUCAGCCCAUGGAACAUUAGUAAUAUUCUUGCAAAAUGAGGCUGGAUUUGCCAAGUGGGGUCCAACACCCGAGAGAAUCAAGGAGCUCAUGCUGUCAUCGAAGCCAAGGGACACUGCAUGAGAUUGUGGACCUGUGACACUUGUCAGUGCCAGUGUUUCCCUUGACCAGUAACGUGACGCACAGAUGGAGUAAAUAGGAGAUUCAGAGUACUCCAUCUUUGCUGGACCUGCGAACACUUCACACAGAGAAACAUGCUUGUGUGUAGCGUGUCCCAUGUUCUUGCAGGAGGUGUAUAUAUUACUUCAUGAAGAGGGUCAUCUUGGCUUCGCCUUGAAUUCAAGUAUUUUAAAUUCAUUUGUAAUUUCAUCUGUUCAUCAGGUCAUUGUAAAUACCAAGCAUGUUGCCUGUAUGUUCAUAAGUCAUCCCUUUUAAAAUAUCAUUCAAAAUCAACCACAACUACAUGUAUUUGUUAAUGUUCACUUGUUUUUGGAAUACACUGUACUUGUUAGGAAAUGUUUUAGUUGUUGCAGCUUUUGAGUUUAAGAGAGAAUAUGUUUAUUUUUUGGUAAUCAUCUUAACAUGUCGUGUAGAUUCAUGUGUGCUGGGUUGUCCUUUGUGAUGCAUUAUGAUCUGAUUUUAAUGAUGUAAAUUUUAUGUGGUCAAAGUGCAAUAUUGCUAUUUAGAAGUGUAGCAUUCAUCCAUUUGCGUUUUAGAUAAAUAUAAAUAAUAUAAUGACUCAGAAUAUCAAGACAAGAGCAGACAUCAUUUUCGCAUAUUUUGUUCAUAAUGUCAUUUUUAAGCAAAAUAUAUUUGCAUGGAUGAAGUUAGAUUUAUUUUUAAUGUAAUUUUAAUAUUUUAGUACUCCUUGAGUGCAGCCAACUGAAAUACCUGACAAGGAUAGAGAGUGUGUUUUGUUUCUAGGUUUACUAGAUAUUUUGUAAUUUCACAUAUUGUAAGAAUGGACACAAUGCUGCUUGCUAGUCCUUGCAUAGACUGCUGAUUAUAAUGGUGUAUUUCACUGAAGCAACAUCUUGCCUGGCAAUGGAUAGCCUAGUGGUUAAUGCAUUUGCUCGUCACUGAAGAUCAAGUAUGAUUCCCCACAUGUGUGGAGUCCAUUUCUGGUGCCCCUGCCAUUGUAUUGCUGGAAUAUUGCUGAAAGCAUCAUUAUACCCCACCACUCACUCCUCCUCCACUCACGAUGAAUGGUACAUACAAUAACAUGUGUAUCUCACCACCAUGGCCCAGCUGGUCCAACUGGCUGUACAGAGUCGUGUCCCUUUGUUGACUUGACCUUGUGAAUAUCUAGCUUAUCACAAUUAUGAUCAACCGGACUAGUAGCUCACCCUCCCUCAUCCUGUGCUCAGCACGUUUGUCUGAUAGCAGUGAUAAGUAGAGUGAUUUAUAGAAUUAUAAAAUAAUUGCUCCUGAACUGACUGCUGUGCGAAUAAGGCAAGUGAUAGGCUCUUUUUAACUGGUUAAAUGACAGUCUGUGAGUUGCUGUGGGUUGGCAAGCACUGUCCAUUCCAUGUGAAAGUAAGCUGGAACUAGAGUUUAGCUUUGCCCUUCACUAGGUUAAGUAUUUAUUAUGUCUAUUUUGAAAAUCACUUUGUGGUGUACAUGUUUGCUUAGGUCUCCCAAACAUCAUUUGAUCGUUAGGUUGAUAACGUACUACUUCAUUCAGGAUAGGGAUAUUCAGAUGUGUCAUUGUUUUAAACAUACACUGGACUUAUUGACAGCAUCAGUUUUGUGUAUCAAUGAAAGAUAAGGAGAUCCUUAUCAAAAGUGGAGUCAUAUAGUACAGUGCUUAAAUAAAGCAUGAAAGUCAACGGGUCAUUUAUUGCCCUUGUAAAAGUUAAGGAUUUAGGGUCCCAAGAUUCAAAUACUAGAGCAGACCUCAAUGAUCCCACUGCCCCGUUCUACAAGACAAUCGUAGCACCACAACUGUCGUAAGUCUUGUGUUAAAGUGAAGGAGUUAUGAUCGUCUUAGUGGUACGAUCGCUAUGUGGAAAGGAUCCCAGGACACGUCUUUGCACACUGAAGCGUGUUAAUGGUGAUCUCUGGCAUAAUGAGGUUAUGGAAGACCGAGUGACCUAUGUCAUCACAACUUGCUGUGCAGAGUUGCACCCCUUUGUUGACAGGAUCCAGUGUUAAUGGGAUGAGAUUCCACAUGAUCCUUGGUGUGUGUGGUGCCUGUGGUCACGGGUUGCACAAUUCUAGUGUCUGACAUGCACUGGCUCUUCCUUCCUUUAAGUUGUACCCAGGAUCUAACUGAAAAACUGAUGGAAGUCAUGUUCAGUCCACUCAGUCAGUCAGUCAGUCACUCACUCACUCAUAAUAAUCCUACAGUAUCCGCAGUGUAGAACCCUGCACACACAAUGUAAAUAGAAUGGACCCUCCUGUAUUUAUGUUACAGUUUGAAGCUGGUUCCUCUGUUGUACAGACCAGGGAACUCUUCCAGUAUAUAUAUGAUGGAAUGUUAUUUAUUUAUGCAGUACAACCCCACGGAUGUAGAGCGUGGGUAGCAGAUAGUAGAGUGUUUUAGCUGGUAGUGUCUGGUAAUAUAUAUAGCGUACCGAGUACAUUACGCUGAUACUACUGUAAUGAUGUCUAUAGAAUGUCAGUGAAUGUCAUUUGACAGCCCAAAUCUACUGCUUUAGUGGUUUCUGUUGCUGUUGGCAGUGGAUUUCAUAGUGUAGAUGUAGGUGAGAUUGCAAUAGUCAGUAUUUGUGUACUUCUGUCAAUAUUCUAUGAAAAGACAAUAGGUGCCCCAGCGACACAUGUUGAACCAUGUAUCCGUGUUUCCUUUGCUAACUCCCCAUACAUUGGUUAAUUAUUUUUGUAUUUAUCAUUUGAAGAUCAUGAAGUUUACCAGGCGUUCUUGAGCUUCCCAUAGCAGAACUAUUCUCUCUGUUUAUGUGACACAUGGACCUUGUGAACAUUGUCAUGCUACUAAUUGCUUCCUUAAUCUUAAGACAUGCUAUGGGUGGAUGUGGUAUUCCCUUUCCCACUGCAUUGCAAUUUAAAUUCUUUCAGUCGAUUUGACCUCAUUCCAGUAGCUAAAAUAAUUCCUCUUUUUUAUGACUUUUGAAAAGAGGUUCAAAACAUUUUCUCAUGUUCAUACUGAGAAAUUGGCUGUCGAGUUUACAUCCCAAGGAAUGUCAAAACAUAUUGACAAGAAAAGUGGUUGACUGUAUGGAGUCCAAUUUGACUUUCGGUUUUACAUAUUCGACUACCGGGGUAUGCUUGUCGUAAGAGGAUACAUGUCAUCUAUCCCAAUUGCGUGGAUCAGUGCUCAUGAUAUUAAUCACUGGAUUGUCUGGUCCAGACUCGAUUAUUUACAGACCGCCGUCAUAUAUCUGGAAUAUUGCUGAAUGUUGCAUUAAACAACAAACAAACAAACAAACUUUACAUAUUUCAUGGUCCACUAUGCCAAGAAAAGACAGGAUUAAGGGAAGAGAGGUCAGUUUUAAGGAAUGUAGUUUGUUUUGAAUUUAAGAGAUACUUCAAUUCAUUUGCCAACAUGCCUUGACCUUAGCAGUAGCCUCAAACCUGCCGAUUUUGUUUCAUGCUGUUAACAUUUAUAAGGAUAACAUUUAUCUUUUUGAUAAUGUAUGUAUGAAAUGGAUUGUUAAGUAUUUCCAACUGCAAGGUAGAGGGGUAGGAGAUGAGAUCAUGUGUCACUGUAAAAGUGCAAUGUAUGGAUGACAACUGGCUUUUGUUAACCUGAUAAAUUAUUAAUCUAUUUUGUUUCUCAUUUGUAAAUAUUCCUUGUGUAAGAUAGAUCACUGCACUCUCUGUCCCACCAGCAGAGGGACAGAUUCACUUUGUUCAUAUGUUAUUCAUGUUAUUCAUGGCAUGGACUGACAAACCCAACUCACAAGACCAGAAGGAGUUGAUUAAGAGAUUUUCAUACCAACUUGGAAGACAGCAGCAUGAAUUUUAAGAAAAAUGAAAAAUAAUACAUUAUGCUGCCAUCAUCAAUUUUGAAUAAACUGUAUGAAAUGAAAAUAAUGAUUUCCGUGUCCGUGAUGAAAUGUAGUCAUGUUGACUUCAGUAGGACGCUGUUGAUGUGGUUGUAAUUGUAGAGUGUGAUGAAAUUAGAGUCGUUAAUGUACAUAGUGUCUGUUUCAUGUUUGUUACCAUACUGGGUUACGCUUUGUACAGUGUGAGAGGUUUAUUGAUAUGUUAUCGACGUAUGUCACUCAUCCUCCCCUCUGUGCUGAUAUCAUUGUCACAACGUUCUGGAAGGGCAGCAUAUAUAGAUUAUGUAUGUAUUUGUUAGUGUUUGUUCUGGUUAAGUCAUGUUACGCUCUGAAACCUUUCCCACUGUGUACCAAAUUAUAUGGAAUGUAGGCCACACUUUUUGGAUUUUAUGUUUCACGGAUUUAUUCCAGCUUUUCCACACAAGGUCGGUCGAAAUAAAAAUAAAUGUAAAUAGCUAUGUCAAUCAUUUAUUUAUUUAUUUAUAAAGUCAUUCUUCUGUGGAUUUCAAACUGCAGGUGACUUCUUGAAUCACUGAUAGUGAUGUAGACAUGGAAUUUAUUUAUAACAUUUUUUAUUGUCUAAGAGGGACUAUGUUACUUGCCGGAGACAGAUUAAAAAUAAAUACUUGUUUCUUUCAAUUCUUUUUCAGCUUCAUUUCAGUAGGGGAGGUGGGGCCGUGAAACAAAAAUUACAAUUGUGUGGCCUUAUUAUUUUAACUAAAUUUACUUUUGAACAGAGAAGUCUGACGCUUUAGUGUUUGAAUUUACUGUGUGUCCUUGAGAUUUACAGCGUGUAUCAGAGAUCCUCUGCCUCAUCAAGGAAGACAUCAGGACCAUCAACCUUCCAUUUUCGUUCUUAAUUUUAAACACAGGCUUAAAAAAUCUUGUAUUCUUAUGAUGGUUACAGCACUAGGCCUACAUGUGCAAGGCGAUCUUAGCACUGAGUUUGGUUUUAGUCUACACAAUGUUUGGAAGUAGUUGUCUCAGCUAUAGAACAGCAUUGUAACGUAACGUUUCCGAGACGUUGAGGUUCUUGCUCCUAAAAGUGAUAGGAGUCGUGCAACUUUGACGGCUCUGUUGUAUAGUUAACAUCAUCUUAGUGCUAAGAUGGCUUUGAGGAACAGGGCUCUGAUAUGAAUGUUCUUAAUGAUAUUUUACAUUUUUAAUGAUAUUUACAUACAGAUUUCACUGUUGAAUUCUCCUUCUAUUAUGAAGAAUAUGUGAAGAGUAUCUUUUAUGGAACCAUGCCUUCUGUGCUGAUCAACCUUUAGAAGUAGGGUUUUGUGGGUUCCGUACAUUGAGAAAUAUUGGCGGAAGUCAUUUAAGGUUAACACUACUCAUUUCAGUGUACUACACUAAUGAUUUGAUUAUUUCCUGUGGCACAGAUCUCCUGUUUAUCCAGGAUCCCUCCUAAACAGAGAGGGAAGCAUCUACACGUUGAAUUUUAUGCAAAUAAGGCUUUGCUGAGAAUAUAUGACCACUACUUUGAUGAUUAGCUUCAGAGUGGAUCUGAUUUGUGUCAUUAGUUGAAAUUCUUGGAACAGGAAUACCCUCAAUGGUAUUUUGACACUAGUGGAUAAGACCUGACAGAAAGGCUACAUGGCAACAACAAAUCUAUUUGUUCUUCAGUAGGAAAAUUAUAUUUUUGGUUUUGGUAUCAAUCAUAAACCCUAGAACAGGGCCAUUUGUUUACAUACCAUUGCUUGGUACCCGUUGAUGUCAAAUAUACUACUCAAAAGAAGUUAAAGAGCGCACAAUUAUUUUAUAUUGCUAUGGUUAAUCUGUCAUGGGGGGGCACGAGUGGCCCAGUCGUCUAAGGCGCCACGAUUCG
Molecule: messenger RNA, 7987 nt
Organism: Haliotis rufescens (red abalone)
Lineage: Eukaryota; Metazoa; Mollusca; Gastropoda; Lepetellida; Haliotidae
Product: mRNA (2'-O-methyladenosine-N(6)-)-methyltransferase-like
Exons: 14
Coding region: 242-2293 (683 amino acids)
Cellular component (GO): nucleus
Molecular function (GO): RNA polymerase II C-terminal domain binding; mRNA (2'-O-methyladenosine-N6-)-methyltransferase activity
Source: RefSeq, a predicted model, not a curated record